CGGAGCAUCCGGCACUGGGGGCUCAGUGCCUCGGCUACAUGAGCACCCCCAAAUACCUAGAAGUCUUAGGACGGUCCCCGGGGUGUACCCUUUAUUUCAGGUUUUAAUCAGGUUUAAUUAAACCACAAUACAAUAUGGCAUCGCUGACGACGUGGCGACACAGAUGACAGAAGGGUUUAUCUCUGGAUGACAGUGACUGCCAAAUAAACAUAACCUAGAAUAUCCAAGCCCACUCUGCUGCCAGCAAUGCAAAAAUAUAAUAGUAAUUUAAUUUAUUUAUCAUAGUACCUACAAUUAUACAAAAUGGAAAACAUAACGAAACUUGUUCUAUUUUUUGGAACGGCAUUUACGUGUUCAUUUAUUAUAGCUAUUUGUAUUCUUCUAAUUGCAAUAUCUUCAACAUUCCCUAGCGUUAAACGAAGUCGCAAGGAAAAACUUUUUUUAGAUCCGAAAGCAGGUCAAUUCAAAAAGUUUCCAUCAAUUGAAGAACCACAUUCUGUGCACCUGAGUGUCAUAGUUCCUGCAUAUAAUGAACAAGACAGACAUUCUAAAGAAUGGCGCAGGAUCACUGUACUUGAUAGCUCAAAGUUUCUCAAUCACAUUGAUGAUUUUGAGUGCCUCCAAUGCUGAAUGAAUGCACGAGAUUUUUGGAAGAGAGAUCCAGCAAAAAUGAAUUUUCAUAUGAAAUCAUAGUAGUAAGUGAUGGGAGCACAGAUAAAACAAUAAAAGUAGCUCACAACUACUCAGAGAAGUUUGGCACUGACAAGAUUAGAGUUUUAGAACUGGAAACUAACAGAGGAAAAGGAGGAGCAGUUAGAUUGGGAAUGUUCAGCGCACGAGGAGCAAUGCUUCUUUUUGCAGAUGCAGAUGGAGCUACAAAAUUUUCUGACUUGACUAAAGUUGAGCAGGCGAUGAAUGACACCAUAAGCUGUGAUUACCAAAUAGAGCCAUCUGAAGCUGCUGCUAAAGCAGGCAUCUCAAUAGGGUCUAGGGCCCAGCUAGAGGAAGAAUCCAUGGCAACUCGUAGUCCGUUCCGUAAUUUUUUGAUGCGCGGUUUCCACUUCUUAGUAUGGCUUUUGGCGGUCAAGGGAAUAAAGGACACUCAGUGUGGUUUUAAGCUACUUACAAGAACUGCUGCUAAAGAAUGUUUUGGUAGUCUACAUGUAGAAAGGUGGGCAUUUGAUGUAGAGCUCCUAUACAUAGCACAAUGUUUGAAAAUCCCCAUAGCAGAAGUGUCAGUGAACUGGACAGAAGUUGACGGAUCAAAAAUAGUACCAGUGUGGAGCUGGUUACAAAUAGGAAUGGACUUGGGACUAAUCUGGCUGAGAUACACAAUAGGUGCUUGGAAAAUCAGAGCUCAGAUGCCAAAAGAAAAAUAAUGAUGUUUUAUAUUCAAACAUCUCAAUAACUGCAUUUAUUUUUUUGUUCUCAAAGAUUUUCUGUAUUGUAUUUACUGGUUUUACAGAUAAGUAAUAAAAGUGAUUCUUCCCUUAA
This is a messenger RNA of Acanthoscelides obtectus, 1494 nucleotides long. The record is from the annotation of a GenBank genome assembly. Lineage: Eukaryota; Metazoa; Arthropoda; Insecta; Coleoptera; Chrysomelidae.